Suncus etruscus (white-toothed pygmy shrew) is the source of this 2873-nucleotide messenger RNA. RefSeq names its product WSC domain containing 1 (gene WSCD1). Gene Ontology annotation, molecular function: sulfotransferase activity. The record is from RefSeq and is a predicted model, not a curated record. Bases 407 to 2134 code for a protein of 575 amino acids. The transcript has 9 exons. Lineage: Eukaryota; Metazoa; Chordata; Mammalia; Eulipotyphla; Soricidae.
CCCGCGGGCGAGCGGGGCGUGCGGGGCGUGCGGGCACCUCGGCUCUGGGCACUGCGGGGCUGCGGGCUCCGCGUCCCGGGGAGGCGGGCGCGUGGACGGCGUGUGGGCGCCCGGCGGGCCGUGAUCUCGGACUUCUGGGCCAGGAGACUCAUCAGUCAAGCUCAGCGAUGGCGAAGUUUAUUGAUACUUGGGUAGAAGCUGCAACUGCUGGGUCUGGUGGCCAGAGAUAAGUGAUGGUGCUAUUGGAGCACCAGCUGGAAACAGGGCAGGACUGGGAACUCCUGGAGAGCACUGUCAGUGCUCAUCAUCAUGCGGGGAUGAUGCCUCCAGAGGCCCAGGCCUCCCUCCCGCCUGGGUGCUAGGAGCCAUCCCUAGGCUCCCACCAGGAGCUCUGCCACCCAAGGGCAUGGCCAAACCUUUCUUCCGACUCCAGAAGUUUCUUCGCCGCACGCAGUUCCUGCUCUUCUUCCUCACAGCUGCCUACUUGAUGACUGGCAGCCUGCUGCUACUGCAGCGGGCCCGUGUGGCCCUCCCGCAGGGCCCUCGGGCAGCUGGUCCCUUGCCCGCCUUACCUGUAGCCGCCAUGGCACUGGGCGUGGGCCUGUUGGACAGCAGAACCCUACAUGACUCUCGUGUCAGCCCAGAGCUGCUACUUGGUGUGGACGUGCUGCGGAGCCCUUUGGCCCGGCACCAGCCUGGACCCCGCUGGCUCCGGAGUCGAAACUCAGAGCUGCGCCAGUUGCGGCGCCGUUGGUUUCAUCAUUUUAUAGGUGAUCCCCAGGCGCCCUCUGCCCUGGGCCCAGAGGCUCCUCAGCCAGCUGCCAGCAGCCGAGGCACCUAUGUUGGAUGCUUCAGUGAUGAUGGCCAGGAGAGGACCCUGAAGGGGACUGUAUUUUAUGACCUAAGAAAAAUGACCAUCUCUCACUGUCAGGAUGCCUGUGCAGAACGGUCCUACAUCUAUGCUGGCUUGGAGGCUGGUGCAGAGUGCUAUUGUGGGAAUCGACUCCCUGUGCUGAGCGUCGGGCCACAGGAGUGCAACCAUGAGUGCAAAGGGGAGAAGGGCUUUGUGUGUGGGGGAGUUGGCCGGCUCUCUGUAUACAGAGUGGAGGAGCUGCAACCAAGUUCCAGGAAGAGGAGGACCUUCACAUACCGUGGCUGCUUCCGACUGCCAGAGAAUGCCACACACACCUUCCCUGACUCUCUGGUGCAGUCCAAUGUCACCGUGGAGACAUGCUCCAGGUUUUGUUCCCAUAAAGAAUUCCCCUUGGCCGUGCUCAGGGGCUGGGAGUGCUACUGUGCUUACCCCACCCCCAAGUUCAACCUGCAGGAUGCUGUGGAUGAUAUGCUAUGCAACCAGAAGCUUGAGACCCAGAGGCUGGCAAAGUACUGCCAAGUCUACCAGACUCCUGUACAAGAUACUCGCUGCACUGACAGGACUUUCCUGCCCAACAAAUCCAACGUGUUUGUGGCACUAUCCAGUUUCCCGGGGGCUGGGAACACAUGGGCACGGCACCUCAUUGAACAUGCCACUGGCUUCUAUACUGGGAGCUACUAUUUUGAUGGGACACUCUACAACAAAGGGUUUAAGGGUGAGAAGGACCACUGGCGGAGCCGGCGCACCAUCUGUGUGAAGACCCAUGAAAGUGGCAGGAGAGAGAUUGAGAUGUUUGAUUCGGCCAUCCUACUAAUCAGGAACCCAUACAGAUCACUGGUGGCUGAGUUCAACAGGAAAUGUGCUGGGCACCUUGGUUAUGCAGCUGACCGGAACUGGAAGAGCAAAGAGUGGCCAGACUUUGUCAACAGCUAUGCAUCCUGGUGGUCCUCGCAUGUGCUGGACUGGCUCAAGUAUGGGAAGCGGCUGCUGGUAGUGCACUACGAAGAACUUCGGCGCAGCCUGGUGCCCACACUGCGGGAGAUGGUGGCCUUCCUCAAUGUGUCUGUGAGCGAGGAGCGGUUGCUGUGUGUGGAGAACAAUAAGGAGGGUAGCUUCCGGCGGCACGGCCGGCACUCUCAUGACUCUGAACCUUUUACUCCAGAAAUGAAGGACUUGAUCAAUGGCUAUAUCCGGACAGUGGACAAGGCCCUACGUGACCAUAACUGGGCUGGGCUGCCCAGGGAGUAUGUGCCCAGAUGAUAGGCCCCAACCCCAUCUGCCUGCUCACCCUGGGGUGCCCUUGCAUUCAUGAACUUGGAUUAGUGGCCCCACCUCCAGUUCUGCUGCUGAUGCUGCUAUGUCCUGCAGGAGUUCCUCCAGGUGCCACUUCCUCCUGCGCAGGGAGACCUGGACACAGCCCCUUGCCCAGCACAGGUUCAUAGGAUAGACAGACAGAGCUUCUCAGACACACCUUCCUAGCCCUCCACAUGCACGGUGCCUGCAUCGACAGCCUGGAUUUGCAGUUUCCUACUCAGAGAAAAGCCUGGAUGCCAAAUGUGUGUCCCCAGGCUGGUGGCUGCCUCUCACACUCAGACACCCACUGUAGCUCACUGAGGCGACUUCCCUGUUUCUAGGCCAGAGUUGUGAACUUGCUUGUCAUUGUGCCUGAGGGCAGCUGAGUACAGUGAGCUCAGUGCCUGAUGCCAAUGGGCCUAGAGGUCCAGGCUACCUGUGUGACAUCACAAAUGUGUGUGGUGUCAUGACAAAGCACCACUAAUCCUGCAGCCCUGCCUCCUCUGUGGAUGAGCUUAUGGCACCAUGCUCAGAGCUGGAAUCCCAGCACAUAGAUCAUCCUCAAGUUCUGCCCACUGACAUCCUGCCCAACCUGAGUGCAUUUAGGAAGGGCCCUUUCCUGCCUUGCUUCUUCCUGCACCUGUUGUCAGGAAAACUGGGCAUUUUUACUAUGCUCCAGAUUCAGGGGAGUCCUAGAACCAACUAA